Messenger RNA from Ananas comosus (pineapple), 2484 nucleotides. RefSeq names its product mitochondrial Rho GTPase 1-like. The record is from RefSeq and is a predicted model, not a curated record. The transcript has 14 exons. Lineage: Eukaryota; Viridiplantae; Streptophyta; Magnoliopsida; Poales; Bromeliaceae. Bases 188 to 2131 code for a protein of 647 amino acids. Gene Ontology annotation, molecular function: GTPase activity; GTP binding; calcium ion binding. Gene Ontology annotation, biological process: mitochondrion organization; small GTPase-mediated signal transduction. Gene Ontology annotation, cellular component: mitochondrial outer membrane.
GACAAUUCAUUCCUCCAUAAACCUAAGGGCUAGGGUAUGCACCCCGCUUAAUCCUUCUCUCUCUCCUUCUCUCUCGCCCCUCGAUCUCUCGCGCUCUCUCCCUCCUCCCUCCUCCCUCGGACCCGCACGCGAUCGCUCUCCCUCUCUCUCUCUCUCGUUCUCUCUCUCGAUCUCUUCUUCGUCUCCAAUGGCGCCGGCGGCGGCGGCGGCGGCGAACUUCGGGGGACGAACGAGCGUGCGCGUGGCGGUGGUGGGCGAAGCGGGCACGGGCAAGUCGAGCCUCAUCGUGACGGUGGCGACCGAGUCCUUCCCCGAGAACGUCCCCCGCGUCAUGCCCCCCACCCGCCUCGCCGCCGACUACUUCCCCGAUCGCGUCCCCAUCACCAUCGUCGACACCUCCUCCAGUCCGGAGAACAAGGCGAAGCUGAUCGCGGAGUGCCGCGCCGCCGACGCCAUCGUGCUGACCUACGCGUGCGACCGCCCCUCCACGCUCGACCGCCUUAGCACCUACUGGCUCCCCGAGCUCCGCCGCCUCGAGGUGAAAGUGCCCGUGAUCGUGGUUGGUUGUAAGCUGGAUCUGAGGGACGAGCAGCAGGUCAGCCUUGAGCAGGUGAUGUCGCCGAUCAUGCAGCAGUUUCGGGAGAUCGAGACCUGCAUCGAGUGCUCCGCUCUCAGGCAGAUUCAGGUUCCUGAGGUGUUUUAUUAUGCUCAAAAGGCGGUGCUUCAUCCAACCGCUCCUCUCUUUGAUCAAGAGACUCAAUCACUGAAGCCUCGGUGUGUGAGGGCUCUGAAACGGAUAUUCAUUCUCUGUGACCACGAUAGAGAUGGUGCUCUCAGUGAUGCGGAGUUAAACGAUUUUCAGGUUAAGUGUUUCAAUGCUCCUCUCCAGCCAUCUGAAAUCACAGGUGUAAAGAGGGUCGUGCAAGAGAAGAUGCCAGAAGGAGUGAACGAGCACGGGCUCACAUUGACUGGGUUCCUCUUCCUGCAUGCUCUUUUUAUAGAAAAGGGCCGUUUAGAGACAACGUGGACAGUUUUAAGGAAAUUUGGAUAUGAUAAUGAUAUUAAGCUCAGAGACGAUCUCCUUCCAACAACAUUCAAACGAGCUCCUGACCAAUCUGUGGAACUGACAAAUGAUGCCGUGGAAUUCUUGAAAGGGUUGUUCUUCAUAUUCGAUAUUGACAAUGAUGGGGCUCUAAGACCUGCUGAAGUUGAAGAUCUUUUUUCAACUGCUCCUGAAAGUCCUUGGUCAGCUGAAAGCCUCUAUAAAGAUGCUGCUGAAAAGAACGUAUUGGGUGGGUUGUCGCCCGAAGGAUUUCUCUCUGAGUGGGCGCUCAUGACUCUCCUAGACCCAGUAGCUAGUCUAGCUAACCUGAUUUACAUUGGCUAUCCUGGUGAUGCAACUUCAGCUUUUCAAAUCACGAGAAAAAGGCGUGUGGAUCGCAAAAAGCAACAGUCCCAAAGAAAUGUUUUCCAGUGCUUUGUUUUUGGCCCAAAAAAUGCUGGGAAGUCUUCGUUGUUAAAUUCAUUGAUUGGAAGGACAUUUGUUGAGAGGUAUACCCCAACUACUGGUGCGCGAUACGCAGCAAACAUCGUUGACAUGUCAGGAGGGGGUAAGAAGACACUUGUAAUGAGAGAGGUGCCUGAAGAUGAAGUCAGGCCUAUGUUGUCUAAUAAGGAGUCAUUAGCAGCUUGUGACAUUGCAGUAUUUGUUUAUGAUAGUUCUGAUGAAAAUUCGUGGAAGAGAGCAAAAGAGUUGCUUGUUCAAGUUGCCAGUCACGGGGAGAAUAGUGGCUUUGAAGUCCCUUGUCUUAUUGUUUCUGCUAAGGACGAUCUCGAUCCUUAUCCUUUGGCCAUACAGGAGUCAACUAGGGUAAGUCAGGAUAUGGGGAUAGAAACUCCCAUUCCGGUCAGCAUGAGGUUAAGAGAUCUGAAUAAUGUAUUCCAAAGGAUAGUUAAUGCUGCUCAACAUCCGCAUCUGAGCAUUCCAGAAACUGAAGCUGGAAAGAACCGCAAGCAGUAUCGCCGUCUCGUAAACCGAUCCCUCAUGUUUGUUUCAGUUGGAGCUGCCGUUGCGGUCGUUGGAAUUGCUGCUUACCGGGUUUAUGCUGCAAGAAAGAAUACCUCCGGAUAAAAAAAAAAGGAAAAAGAAAAUCUUUGGUUGCAACUCUAAAGAGGUUUUUAAGCACAUGGUCCUUGGACCUUUCUUUUUUCGACCGUAGUGCUUUUUCUCUUUCUUUUUAAGUUGUACAGAUCCACUAGCAGCAGCUUCUGUCAAAGUCUGUUUAGUAUCUAAUGGUUAUGAUGUUAUUUUAAUUUUUCUUCUCGAAGUGCUUCGAUGGAAAGGUAGUAAUUUUGAGUGGUGCAUUGGAGCAGCCGUUUGGUGUUCUUUAUAUUUGCGAAUAGCUGUUCUUACUUCCUGAGGCCUUUAUUAGCCUGGUGAAGACAAUAUAUGAUAUUUUAUAUAGCUGAUUUGUUUUACUCGAA